UAUAGACUGCCAUUGAUAGUCUAUAUAUAUAGACUCCCAUAUCUAUAUAUUUUACAUUAUGGGAGUCUAUAUAUACAUCCAGAUAUUCACAAUAGAUUCUAUAUAUCCUCAGGUUGAGCAGUAAAUAGAACUCUUAAUUGUUUAAACUGCAGAUAGUUUGUUAGCUCGCCUUUCUCAGUUUCACACAGAAGACAUUUGACAGACUUCACUGUUGUGUGGGAUGUGAAAUAUUUUUUACAGCAUUUAAACCCCAGAGGGCAGCCCUGCUGCUCCCAGCUGGGGCAUUAAGUCAGUUCCAUCCAUGUCUGCUUGCUGCUUGGCUUGCAUUGCUUUCUGGAGUUUUAGUGCAGGGAAUACAAACCUUAAACUGCACAACUAGCUGUGGGCCAGAAACAGUUUAACGGGCAGGAGUCAGGUGUAUGCAAACUAGUGAUGUAAAUGUGCCUUUCUGUAAUUGUAAGAACUUAAUUUGUAAUCUUCAUCGCCAUUCACGUACUUGUUUUAAGCAGCUUCUUAUUUCUGUUGAUUUUUGGGGUCAGACCAAUUUCUCACUUAAGCAUUUACUUUCAGUAACACUUUCUCUGUAACGUUAAGGUCUUGGGCGACGGUAUCCAGCAUGGUCCGUGUCAGAUGUGGCCAUGGGAACGCAGUGCAAUCACAUCAGCCUUGUUUCUUGCAGCACGUGGUGUACGGACUUAGCCAUAUGCUUUCCUGGAACAAAUACAUAUAAACCCUUUCCUAAUUUAACUUUCUCCCACUGCAAAACCAGAUGGACAGCAUGAACAGUUUGUUGUGGCAACACAAGUAUUUCUCUUCCUGGUGGAGAACUUUGCUUAUCCACUGUAUUCUAUUCAGUGUGGUGUCAGAAGAAAAAAAAAAAAAGUAAGCACUGAACCAGUAACCUAUACUGCACCUGGCCUAGUAUUACAUUUUUAACCUUACUUGUAUAGCCUAUAUUUAUCUACUAGCUUGUGGGAGGGGAGGGAUAUCUCAUUUCAUUCAAGCCAAAUGUUUCUACUUAACUGCUGAUCGUAGUACAUGCUAACAGGCAAGAAUUUGUCUUGCUUGUGACUGCUCUGCACAGACUUCCAUAUUUUUCAUCAAAAUUUGUCUGAUCGAGGGUUACCCUUUUUUGUUAGUCACUGUUUAGCCAUGUACACAACUGGAGACGUGAUUCAUGUCAAAGAGAACUGCAGAAUGCCCAGCUCUCAGAACACUUGUGCUCCGGUGUGUUGCAUAUUGAGCAUUUCAGUGAGUGUGGCAUUAUGCAAAAUGCUACAGCAUUGACGGAGCUCUUUCUUGUUGCGUAGGCAGAAGGGAUUUUUCCAGGUGUGAACAGCUGUGUGAGACGAGAGUUUAAAGCUUGUGGGGAUCAAUGGAUGUGUUUCAGAAGCUGAAGACCAUUUACAAGGAUUUUGCUAAAGCAGUGGAAAGCAUAACAGUUGGUGUUCAACAGCCUCCCCCGUGUUUCAUUGCUGAUGUGUCUGUGUCUUACUGAUGAGGUAAUCGGCACCUUGAAAACUGAUUCCAAUGUGCUUUAGGAUAUCCUCAAGUACUGUAGUGCCAUAGUUGUAAUUGUUUACCAUUAAAAUUGUGUGUAAUUUUCAGUGGGGAUCACUGACUGUGCUCAUCUUGUGUGUUAUUGGAGCAUUUCCAGGAUGAAUGUGAAUUACAUCUUACUCACACAGUGUUUAUGGAAAACGUGCCAUUAAAGUGUCUCUUUUUCCUUAGGCAGUGAAACUUCUCUUGUCCUUCUGCAGGCUUUCAGAGUCUCAUUAGUGUUCAUCAGUUUGCCACCCUUGCUCAGAGAAAAACAGUUAAGAACAUUUCAGUGCUCUCACUGUUUAAUACCUCUAUCAGAACCAGAACCUUUAAACCCAAAGAGGACCCAGCUGUACCAGGUCUUGUCAUACAACAGCUGUUAUAAUUGGUCAGACCACAGUGUGUCCUCUGUGUGCUUCAGAAGACCACCCCCAGCAAUUGUAACUUCAUAAUUAGAGUUUGCUUGUUUGCUUGUGUUUUUCCUUAAAAUAAUAUUCUUGUGUUUAUUACAACUCUGGAGUAGCCUCAACUGUUUUAUCCUUUUCAAAAGUGAAAGUAAGUUCUAAAAACAAGGUAGGAAGAGACUGAGUUUGAAAAGCUAGUCUGAGAACACAGACCAAUUCCCAGCAUCAUGUCAUGUAAGCUGCAAUUCUCCAGUGACUGGCUUACCUGGUACGUGACAUCAUCUACUCUUGUCUAUAGCUUGAUAAAGUCCUGAUGCUACUGGCCAUAGCCAGUUUCUGGGCAGGGGAAGGAAGCAGGAUUACCCUUCUAACUUGAAGGAAAAUGCUUACUGACAAAGGAUAUGAAACCAAAAAGGCAGUCAAUAAGCACAACUUAGCAUUUACAGAAGAAAAUUACUAACUUGAAAGAACUGCACUGAGCCCACUAGUUGUUUUCUUUGAGCCCCUGUGGCCAAGGAGUAUGCAUUACUCAUGCCAUGAUCAGAAGUAACAAAACUGCUGCAGACUGCAAAUAGAUUUUUCUCUUGUUUGUCAGAGUUUAGUUACAAACUGACAUUUUGGAUCAAAAAAUAGAAGUUGAACUUCGGUUCCAUUUAACCCUCUCAUACUGAGACAAAUGCAAUUAAAAUAUAUAUGUACAUAAAAUUUGCCAGGUACAAAAAAGAUGCAUGAAAAAAAAAAUCCCUCAGGAGCUGUUUCGCUCUGCACACUUACAAAGGAGUUAAUAAUAUCACUGGACAGAUGGAUAUAAUCCAUCACACACUUUUUUUUCUUCACAAACACAGAAAGGCACAGGGCUGGUCAUUACUGCUUUUAAUUCCAACCCCCCAACCACCCCCCCAGCUGUUACUGGAAUUUUUUGAAUGAGCCUCUUGAAUUCCGGUGUGCUAAUCAUUGAACAGGAGGCAAAAGUGCAGCCUUAGAGUAAUGAAUGAAAAGGAAUAAAGUUACCAUAUGCUGUAAAAGCUAAGUUUGGGACACGAGAGGCUGGCAGAGCAUCUCCUCACAUCAGGACCACCCUCUGCCCCUUCCCAUUCAUUAACACAGCGCCAGCUCUUUGCUAAGUAACAGGCUUGCCUAAAAAUAAAUAAAAUAAAAAGAUCCCUUAUAAGGAAGCAUUCUGUGAAAGUCAACCCCUGCUGUUUUCUACAUGCCCAUUCCAUUCCCUUGAAGGAACAACAGUUUCAACACGCAUUGCCCUUAUCCCUUCUCCAUUCUUAACUUCUGCACCAGUUGUUGGCCAAAAAUAAACACCAUUCCACAACCAUAUAUGAGCAACAGCAUUCUGGUGUUCCCAACGCCUUCCAGCACUGCCAUCAUUCCAGUGCCAGCAGACUGUCAGCUCCUGAGCACGCUGCAAGGGCUAUGCACAUAACCCAGCUGAAUCGGGAAUGCCUCCUGCAUCUCUUUUCCUUUUUGGACAAAAACAGCAGGAAAAGUUUAGCAAAAACAUGUCAUAAAUUGCUAGAAGUGUUUCAAGAUCCUGUGCUUUGGUCUUUACUGAACUUUAAUUCUCCAGUGGAACUACAGAAGCGUAACUUCCUCCUGGGACCUGCUUUAAAAUACUUGUCCAUCUGCUGGUAUUCAGAGAGAGUCAAGGUGUGUAACAUUGAGGACUGGAUGAAAAACAAUUUCCAGAAAGACUUCUGUAGCAGGCAUGAGAACACUGUCACUGAUUUUUUACUAGAAGUUGGCAACAGAUGUCCCAACCUGCUAUCUCUGACCCUCUCAGGAUGCGGCCACGUUACAGAUGAUUGCCUUUUGCUUCUCCUCAAGAACUGCCCAAGCCUCAGGACACUCAAACUGGAAAACUGCGCGCGGAUCACUGACCAGACUCUGGAAGCAGCAAUCCUCUAUGGGGGAUCACUGCAAACACUGCACGUGGAUUUCUGCCGGAACAUAACACAGAGCGGGCUGCAGAGAGUUCAGGAAAAACGCCCCUCAGUAACACUGAGAGCAGAGAGAAGUGCUAACAUGAUUCCAGACAGUAAGCCGGAAAAAAAGUUGGUGGUUGAAAAAUUGGCCAGAAAAACGGCUCUGCUUUAAGUCAUAAGGAUGGUUGAUUUCCACUUACCUCUAGUGUGGCGCUACUUCAACUACCCGUAGGUAAUCUGCGCUCUGGUUUAAGUCCAAAUAAAUGGCUGAAUGCUUUGUAAAAGCUUCACUGGAAAAAGGCAUGAGUUUUCACACCUUUUAAAGGAAGAACACCUCUGCUUUUGCUGUUCCUUGAAACUGGAAAAAUCAUGUGUUUGUGUCACAUAAUGCAGCACUUAAUUAGUCAAGUCUAAAAAUGUGAAUUGGAGAAAAGCAACAACCAGAAGACCCUUCAAAUUUUCAUUAUGACAACACAGAUCAUUUUGGCAGUAAGGUACAAAAAGGAAUUUAACUAAGUCGUCAAACACAGUAAAACUUCACUUACCAGCAAUCAUGAACUUCACCAAGUCAAAAAAAAGGGUUAUAUCACAGAUACAAAUCACAUUUCCAGACCUGAACCAAUCAUUUGUUCACCUUUUCUCUGGAGAACGCUACUGCUCAGUAUCACAUUCUGCUCUUAUCAGUCCCCUCUAAGCAUGACAGACACCUGUACUGCUGCACUGCAGGGCAGGUGGCUGAGCCACCUCUAUUUACAUUUAGCAUUUAAUGCUUUAAGCAUUUUGUGUUCCAUACUGCGUUGAUCUGCAAAGGAACUGAACAAAAACACUGUCACACACCUGUUCCCACCUCCGAUACGCGUUUCUUAUCACUGCUACAGUCAAACGCAUUUCAUCCAGUGCAAAAAAGCAGAAGGGAAAUGAUGAUGCUUUGAAACAGCUCACAGCCUACCCUGCUGCAGCAAUUCUGUCAUUAGCAAGUUACGAGACUGAGCUGCAUGCAUUUUUUAUUGUAUGUGUAUGUGUGUAUGCCUAUAUAUAGUUAUAGAUGACUUAUACUACAGAAUGCAGAUACACACUGGUAAUAUUUACUUUUCUUUUUCUAUACAAACGUGUUUGCAUAUGUAAAAUACUCUUAAACUGGCAUAAACUUAUGAUUUUUUCAGACUGUCUCCAAUAGACAGCAGAACUGAGCCAGAGCAUUCUUUACCUUCAAAUGCAAUUAGGUCUGAGAAGCACUAUGCAAUAAGAGUGAACACAAUUCCACUCUGACUUUGAUGUCUGAGCAACUGAAAAAAAGCCAAACAGCAGAUUGAAAGGAAUGCGUGCACAAUGCCACGACAGUGAAAACAAACAGUUGGAUAAAAUAAAAAUAAGCAGUUAGUUUGAAUCAUGCUAAGAUAGAAUAUGCAAAGGACAAGGGUAAUUUAAAAAGGAAUUGCCUAACUGUUUAAUGAACAUCUGUAUUUACAAACAUCAGCAUCCCCUUUUACUUAAUUGCAAAUCGUCUCCAAAAAUACCCUCAUUAUCCAAGAGCCAAAACACACAGUCUGUGCAAAACUGAAUUCUCAGGUACAGUUCUAUUACCUUCUGUAUCUGACUGAACACGCGGGCAAAAUGAUGAAGGAUUAAUGACAUAAAGGAGGUUCAGUACACAGUAAUACAGUCCUUUCUGUAGUGCAUAUAUAUGUAAAUAUAUAUGUACAACACCUGGAAUUUAAUCCAAGAUAUGAAUAUAUUCCUCCACAACACAGUGAUGAGAUGCAGAAAUCUGUCUGAUUUGAAACAUGAAGCAGCAGGAAACUACACCUGCCUGACCUCAGAGCCCUGGUCCUCCGUCUCCCAGCACUGUUAAAGGGCCUGUCUGGCUGUUUCACGCUACAGCCUGGUUCUUGCUUGUUGCUGAAGAACCUUUUGCCUUCUUCAUGAGCCAACAGCAAGAAACAACUUCACCAGAUACAACCUGGAGCUGAAAUUCUUUACAAUUGUUUACUCAGCCCUUUGAGCACCAUCAGCUGGCACCAACACACCAGUUAGUCUUGGACAACUGGGAAGUUUCCCUGAUAAUCCCUGCUAACCUACAGCAAUCACAAGCAAUAGGAAUGUCUGUCUUCUUCUCCAGACUCAAACCAGUCAUGUACCAGGGGAGUUGAGGUUAAUGAAUUUUCUCCCCCGCCAUGAGGCCCCACAACACCCUUAUCAAGGGAUUCCAGUGAGAAGGAGGGGAAAUCAGGCCAGGGCAGCAGAGAAGCACACCCUUCUCUUCAGCCCGGUGACGUCGUGUUCCUGAGCACAGACAGCAUUUGCAGCUGGGCACAAUUUAUGGUUGUGGUACGGAGACCAAAGAGGAUCAUCUUCCACAGCACUUCCCUAAGACGCAAAUAAAAGUUUCUUUGUAAUAGUACAUUACUUCCCCAGCCAAGUACGAAUGUUACUGAAUACUGCUGAUUAUAACACAAUUACAGCUGCAGGAGAUACCAAACACAUGUGGUUUACUAAAAUCAAAGGCAGAUACUUGGAAUGUAUAUAAAAUCCACAGCUUCAACCACUGUCCUGCCACCUUCAUUUAUUGGCACUCUGUUUCUGAGUCACAGCGGCUGUGUAUUAUUACUGUCAACAAGGAAUACUUGGAAAAGUGUCCAAAUGAAAGUCAAGAAGGAAUCACGUACAACUUUAACUUGUAUUGAAGUACAUGGCAUAAACAGUGGUACACCUGAACCUCAAAGACAUGAACGCAGGGCACAGUCCUACCCAUCAGACAGUAGAAGAUAAAACAUUUCAGGGUGUUCCAAACAUCACAGCCUGACUAAACAUGGUAAUACUAUCAUUUCCUGAGACAAAACGAAGUACGAAGUCUAAAUAAACCAAUACACAAUUCACAAAUGCAUCCAAGCAACCAAUUCUCGAAUUUGCUUUAUUUUUCUCUGCAUAAGGAACCCUGCACAGGCAAUUCAAAUUAGAACAAAAUAAAUAUGUGAAUAUUCAUGUAAAACUGCCCUUGCUAAUGAACAAUUAUACACAAUGUACAACCCUUCAUGUCCACUGGGAGGGCUUACAAAUGUACUAUUCCCAACAAAAAUGCACCCAAAUGUCUCCAUGCAAACUUAUCAAAAGUGACCAAAAAAAGGAGAAAAAAAAAUUAUUGAUCAUACUUUUUUUUUCUUUUUUUUCUUUUUUACAAUCACAAAAAAAUAAAAACAUCUAAUUUUUUGUUACAUUUAGAGUAACUAAAAUGUGGCCACUGUUUAUUAACAUCUGCUUUUAUGCUCCUAAAACAUCUAUGGUUACCAUAAAAUUAUGUCAACAACAAAUUGGACUUAGGGCACUAUUUUCAGUAAAAGGAAGAUGAUUUUGUUCACAGAAUGUUAAUAAUCUGUGUCUGAGCCCUCUGCAUUGUCCACAUUCCGUGAGAGCAUAUAAUUGUCCAUAUCUAUAGACCUGCAAUUAUUGAUUGCAUAGCGCAAACGCUCUGCCAUGAUUAGUUGACUGGAGUAAGGUGGGAGCCUCAGUUGAAAGAAACAAGUCUGUGAGGUAGGCAAGCUGUCGUAAGGCUGUGGAAAUGGAUAAAAGGUGGGACACCGGUAAGUUUGAGAAUAAGAAGUAGAAAAUGCAGCAUAUCCAUAUUUCAUUGCUUCCAUCUUCCCUGCCUCUAUCAUCCAGCAUUUUCUCAGUUUACCUCAAUAUUUCUCUUAAGAAGCAGACUAGCAUCUCAUGUUUACAUCUCCUGUCUCCUCCUGAACGCUGUGACAAACUACUGUUGUAUCAACUGCUCUGACUUACUCAGCUCGGUAAGGAAACACAACUAUUGGAACUCUUGAUCGCAAUAUUUAGCAACCCACUGGAAGAUAACAAACAACAUUCAAAUUUAUGUACCGUACCAUGCCUUAACGUGAGGUGACGUGAAAGACACCUAACCAAAGAUGACAGUCCAACCACUGUUACCUUUGCCCAAAUAUUUGAUUCUUACAGUUAGAGAACGUGCUUUCACUGCCCAAAACAAUGACACAAUGCAAAAUGUAGGCAUCAUGUACACGAUGCACUUCAAGGAUACAUACUGUAAAACUCAGGCUUCAGAGUUUGUUAACGGUCAUAUGACAAACUUAUGGGAGUAAAAAUUAUCAAAUGAAAAAAGGAAAUGCAACAGAAAAUGACUGUGUACGAGUUACAACAGAAGAGGUUUGGUUUCCUCAUGCAAGAGCUUGUCUUGACCUCCAAUCACAGAAUUACAGUAAAUGCACCAAAUGAAUUCAUAUCCAAUUCAUGCAAUGAUCCAGCUCCUCCACUAUUAAGAUCCUUGGUUUUAAUACCUCAGAGAAUAUCCUACUCCACGUUUUCUCUGUAAAUGUACAAUUAUGGAAACCUGGCUCCUACUGCCAAUGCACAGAUUAAGCUAAAUAGGAAUAAUAAAUACAGAUAAUGUUAAAAAAAAAAGAAUAAAAAGAACAGCAUCUUACCCUAUCAACCUUCAUUAUUUGGAAUCGCUGAGAGAUAUCAGCUGUGUUGGCUGGUAAUCGAGAUCUUCCUGACACAAACCUCAUGAAAAGGACUCUCUCCUCAUUGGAAAAUUCUUCCAGGGUAUGCCAGAACCACUGCACGAGCUGAUGCUGCUCAUCAACUUCUCUGUAUCGCACAACUUUCUUCAGAACUUCAACUGAUAUUUCUGGCAUUCCACAGACCAUUUGCUCCAACUGCUUAGCAGUCAGAAGAGACAACAAGGGAACGGGAACAAUCCAAGACAUGCCUUCUCUUACAGCAGCCACCUAUUGCCCAAAACAGAAGAAACACUGGGAAUGCAAUUGUCUUACCUCUGUCACAUACUGUAACUUCCAAAUAAAUGCAGUGGCAACUUAUCUGCUGAGGAACAGGGUAAAAGGAGAGAACAUCUGCCAAAUACAUUUGCAUCCCCUGUAAGGUCUACUACAUCCUCUCUCAAAAUUCUGGAGAAUAUUAAAGGUACAAAACUGAAAUUAUUUUUAAUAGUAACUGCAAAUGACACAAUAUAGAAGAACUUACAAGUGCAAGUUUUCAGCACAAAUAAUAGUGAACCAAAAAGUGGUGCAGAUAUCAUACAUCUGAGCUGGAACAAAGUUGGUUUUUUUUUUCUAGAAGACAUGAUUUGGUUAACCUUGUUUAGAGAGUUAUCUUCCUAAUGCAGGUAGCAAUACCCUGCAUAUAUCUAUACAUGGAGUAAAAGGAAAAUAAUUUUCCUCACAAGUAAUCAGCAUAUUUCAUGCUUUUAUGGGCUUCACUACACAACUGACAAAAUACACAGAACUAUGAAAAUAGAUAAUGAAUACUUCUCAGAACAUUUAACGUUGUAUUUUUAGUUUCAGUGCUAAAGUAAAAGAGAAACAGUUUUAAAAACCAAUGUUUGUUCAUACUGUUUACUUCAGCUGGACUAUGUUGCUGUGAUAUCUAAUAAUACUGCACAGUAAGUAUAGUUGUGUGGAGUUUCCCAAGAGGGGAUGACAGAUGCAAUGGCACUAACCUAGUGAAAGAAUAGCACUUAUUUCUUUUGUCAAACAUGCAUUUGCUAAGAAAAGUAGGCCUAAAACAAGCAAACAAAAUAGAAAAGUGUGCAGGGGAAAAACAAUCCUUGGGGACCCAUCCGAGAUGCAGAAAACCAAGCUUUUCUUGUUCUCUGGAAUACGAAAUGGAAACUUACAUAAAUAAAAAAUGCUGUUCACGUUAACAGUGGAGAGGGUCACGAUAUGGUUCUUACCUGACGGUCCAUUUCAUGAAGUCUGUACUCAAUUGCCCUCUCCACAUAUUCUUUCCUGUUUGAAAAGGUAAGUGGGAUGCUGUUCCCUCCAGGGAUUAUGGGAACCAUUUUGCCAUCAGCGCUCUGGCCAACAAAAGAAUCUAAAGGAAUCAUCUGUUACACAAAACAGAAAAGCUUUGUUCAGCUUAAGUCACUCGAGUGAUGUAUGUUUAGUAUUUUACUAUCAGUCAUGCAGAUUAUACUCAGAUCACAAACAAUUCCAAAUGCAUAUUAAGUCCCUGUUAUCCCAAUAAAACAAACAGAAGUGUUAAGGUCAAUCUGCUAAAAGCAAUCACUUUCAUAACUUACCUCAUGGAAAUUUUCUUCAGUAAUCCCACUGUCUUCAAUGUGAAGAAUGCUGUUGAGGGUCUGCACAUAGAGCAGAUCUACCUCCUCCAAAUCCUCCAAGAUGAGUGGGAUACAACAAAGUUGCUUCCAGACCAUUGGAGCCAAAUGAAGAUCUAAUGGCUUUUUUGUACGAAUAGCUACACCCAUGAGAAUGCCCAAAAAUUUAAACUGCAUCAGAUGCUCAUCUAAACAUGCUGAGGGGUUAAAGAGAAACCUGAAAGAAAAGACAUCGAAGGCUACAGUAUAAUUUCUAUGCUGCUUCAUUAGAAGCAAAAGAUCAAGUAUUUCUAAGCACUGCACAGUAACUGCCAACACAAUUAUCAGCAACGGGUGAUCGCUACGACACACUGCAACAUUCCUGAUGCUAUGCUCAAUUCUGCAAGCCAGAAAGUUUGUGUUACAAACAUGCCCUCCCCUUCACGUCGAAGCAGCAUCGCAACUUGGAGGAAAGAAAAUACUAGGGGCAAUCAUGAAGUCUCAUCAUUUGGUAAAAAAAAAUAAAUAAAAUAGUAAACAGAAGUUAAUUUUCACCUACUGACACAUGAAGUAAAAAGAAGUUCUAGAUAACUUACCUAUCCCUAUUGUAGCCUACUUCAGCUGUGGCAUUUGGGGAAGGAAUAAGCAGGUCUACUACUCCAGUUUCAAGUUCCUUAAAAAACAAUAACAACAGCAAAAAAACAUUCUUACAUGGGAACAACUGGAAUAUUGUGACAUUAUAUAAUACAUUACAAGACAGAAUAUUGUACUACAGUGAUGAUAACUACUUAAAUAUUCCUGCGUAAUGCUUAAGGGAAAGAAACAAAAUGGGGUGAUUUUUAUUCAUAAAAUCAUGUUUAUUUAAAGACCUGCCUUUACAUCAGACUAUAAUGGUUGUUUUACUGUGACUGCGCUGCGAUGCAUUGCUGAUACUUGUUCUGGAAAUGAUCAGAAGCCCUAAACUCUACACCCUAUUGGUACUUUUUUGCAAGAACUAGAGAUGAAACAAA
This is a messenger RNA of Centrocercus urophasianus (Greater sage-grouse), 10972 nucleotides long. RefSeq names its product F-box and leucine rich repeat protein 22 (gene FBXL22). Lineage: Eukaryota; Metazoa; Chordata; Aves; Galliformes; Phasianidae. The transcript is spliced from 2 exons. Gene Ontology annotation, cellular component: SCF ubiquitin ligase complex. Gene Ontology annotation, molecular function: protein binding. Gene Ontology annotation, biological process: SCF-dependent proteasomal ubiquitin-dependent protein catabolic process. Bases 3372 to 4052 code for a protein of 226 amino acids. The record is from RefSeq and is a predicted model, not a curated record.